AUGUUUCCCUUCACCCCCACCCUUACCCCCACCGCCACCCCUACAGACGAUUCAGAUGCCCAGUGUGACCACUCCGACAACUUCGUCCAAUGCGGCGGUCUUGCUGCUACGAUCAUUCUGGCGGUCGUUUUUCUCCCGUGCUACACGGCGAUUUUGUGGUGUGCUCUCUGCUCCAUCGUUUUAUGUGUGCGUAGCGCACUCCGCGCUAUAUGUACUGUGCUCUUCGGUAGAGCUUUGAAUGUGCAACUAGAAUCCAUGGAGGACGACGGGGUACAUGAAGGAGGUGGAACGUCAAUCCCUCUAGUGUUCUGCGGGACUUGGAUGAGACCUCCCUCACCAACCCAGGAAGCCGUGAGCAUGGAUCAGUCUGAAUGGUCAAGUGUUCAGCCUGUAUCGGUGUCUGUCAGCUCUCAGGUUACAUCUAAAUCCGCUCUUGGAAUGGGCACGUCUGAAUCUGCGGUAUCUGCUGAUGCCUCUACACGGGUCUUUCCCAACGAUUCCAAGUCUUCUUCGUCAAUUCUGAAUUCCCCAGAAGCCGCAAUGGUCGCCGUGAUGAUCCGGAUGCCUUCUCCCGUUCUCCGGUGUUGUAUGGAUAGAGAGUGCCCUUCAUAUAGCCGCGCUACAUCAGAUCAUGCCCUGUCAGAGUAUCAGAUCGGCGUAGCACAGGUUCAUCUCAGCACACGGAUGCAGUCGCUCUGUGAACGGCUUCAGUAUGUCCUUUGGGAAAGAAGUCUUGUUGGAUCCCGAAAACAAGCAUGA
This is a messenger RNA of Suillus subalutaceus, 759 nucleotides long. RefSeq lists its product as uncharacterized. The coding region runs from base 1 to 759 and encodes 252 amino acids. The record is from RefSeq and is a predicted model, not a curated record. The transcript is spliced from 4 exons. Lineage: Eukaryota; Fungi; Basidiomycota; Agaricomycetes; Boletales; Suillaceae.